Molecule: messenger RNA, 961 nt
Organism: Oenanthe melanoleuca
Lineage: Eukaryota; Metazoa; Chordata; Aves; Passeriformes; Muscicapidae
Product: putative olfactory receptor 1F12P
Exons: 4
Coding region: 518-961 (147 amino acids)
Biological process (GO): G protein-coupled receptor signaling pathway
Cellular component (GO): membrane
Molecular function (GO): G protein-coupled receptor activity
Source: RefSeq, a predicted model, not a curated record
GCUGCAGGGCUGAGCAGCCGGGGCUGCAGCCAGGGGUGCCCAGGGCUGUCCUGCAGAGCAGUGUCCUGCAGCCCAGGGCGCUGUGCUGGGGCAGGGACUCUGCUCCCUGCCAGGGACAGCUCUCAGCCAGCCCGGGCAGCUGCUCCCAGCGCUGGGGGAGAAGCCGUGGGGGCAAGGAGCAACCCUGAGCAGGGCAGGUGCUGCUGCUGAGAGGUGCUGGGUGGGGCAGGGCUGCUCCCAGCUCCACACCAGCCUGGGCACAGCUCCGGAUGACAGUUCCCAAAAGAAGAAUGUGAGCAGUCAUAACAAAAUUGGAACGAAGAAGCCCUUAGACCUUCUCCAAGGGUUGACUCAAGGGUAUCUAACAGGCACAACUGACUCUCCUAAUGGAUGUUCCUGUUAAAUAUCCUAGUUAAUCAACCCUAAUAGAUUGCUGGAAUUGGGGGCUGGAUGUGCCCCAUCCCCACUGGGACACCUGGAAGCUUCCAAUAAAGGUCCCCAUGUUUGGCCAGAGCAAAUGUCCAACAGCAGCUCCAUCAGCCACUUCCUCCUGCUGCCAUUGGCAGACACGCGGCAGCUGCAGCUCCUGCACUUCUGCCUCUUCCUGGGCAUCUCCCUGGCUGCCCUCCUGGGCAACGGCCUCAUCAUCAGCGCCGUAGCCUGCGGCCACCACCUGCACACCCCCAUGUUCUUCUUCCUGCUCAACCUGGCCCUCACUGACCUGGGCUGCAUCUGCACCACUGUCCCCAAAGCCAUGCACAAUUCCCUCUGGGACACCAGGACCAUUUCCUACUCAGGAUGUGCUGCUCAGGUGUUCUUCUUUCUCUUCUUCAUCUCAGCAGAGUAUUUCCUCCUGACCGUCAUGUGCUACGACCGCUACGUGUCCAUCUGCAAACCCCUGCACUACGGGACCCUCCUGGGCAGCAGAGCUUGUGCCCACAUGCCGCCUGGUGCGGAGUGA